Messenger RNA from Ectocarpus sp. CCAP 1310/34, 423 nucleotides. Lineage: Eukaryota; Phaeophyceae; Ectocarpales; Ectocarpaceae. The record is from the annotation of a GenBank genome assembly.
CACCCCGGCCAAUAGGUUGGGAUUUCGAUAGUAGUACAAACGAAAACGAUCAUCAUGAUGGCGAUGAGGGAAAUUCGAGUGGCAACGAUGAAGGAGGAGGAACAGAGGGAAGAAGAGGAGGACAACACAGAGACCAAGCCAGCAGUCGAGAAGGGAAUCAUGGCGUGGAAGAGAGCAAGAGCUUCGAGCCAGAGGACCUCCCACACAACAAAAGACGGAGAGACAAGAAGAAGAGCUGCCAAAAAGUUGCUGCCAAAAUGACGAUGAGAAUAGUGAUGGUAGUAGUGGUGAAAGCAAGAAGAAUGAUAGAGAGAGCACUCCUAAACGAAGUCGAGUGCAGGGUGACAGUCUUAGUCGACACGUGCAGUUUCCUUCUGUUAUUACUAGGGUACCUGUCUUUAAUCCUGAGAAUAGCGUAGCUCC